AUGGAGAGAGGCGGCGAUGCGGCUGGUGGUCGUGCCGACGCCGGGGAAGGGGGCGGCGCAGAAUUUGCUUUGGAAGAAAAAUUACUAGAGAAAAUCGGGAAAGAAUUGGCAGGGAAAUGUGGUAAUUUGGCUCUAGCAAUUUGUAUACUCGGUGGGGUGUUGAGAAAUAAAAAAUCUGUGAAGGAUUGGGAGUCGGUAAAUGAGAACUUCAAGGCAGUUCUAUAUGGAGCCCACGAUGCAAUGGACAGGAAAAUUGAGGAAGUGGUAACUUUAAGCUAUGAAAAUCUACCUUAUAACUUGAAGCCGUGCUUUCUAAGUUUGGGUAUAUUAAGAGAGGACGAAAUAAUAGGUGUUGAGGAGCUAUAUGGGAUGUGGAUAGCACAAGGCAUAAUUCCAAAUCAAGGGAAUGAUGGAAGUUUAAUGGACACCGCUGAGCUCUUCUUACAUGAGUUGGCCAUGGCGUCCAUCGUCCAAUUAGUUGAUGAUGAAAUUGAAUAUCGUCCCCCACCCAUAGGAAAAUUUUCUACAUGCAAACUUCAUGAUAUUGUUAGGGAACUAUGUCUGAAAAUAGGGGAAAAGGAAGACUUUGGUGUGGCGAUUUUGGAGUAUAACGAUGGGAUAUUGAGAACCAUAACACGGGGAGCACGACAACGGCAUUUGGCUAUCCAUUUCAGAAAUAAAUAUGAAGAUCGACUCCCUACAGAAACUCAUCCUCACGAAGAUGUAAGAUCUCUUCGAAUACUCAAUGAUGCCAUUGAUUUUCAAGCUAUUGAAUUUCCACCACAAAGUAUCGUUGAUUUUAAGAAAUACAAAUAUCUAAGGGAGCUUGUCAUCGAGUCAUUCAAAUUUGAAGGACGAAAGUUACCAAAAGGAAUCAUUGAUCUUGUUCUCCUUAGAUGUCUGCGUUUACAAUCAUGUAAACUUGAUGAGUUACCCUCGUCCCUGAGAAAAUUGGUAUAUUUAGAAACCCUUGAUUUACGCAAAUCAUCGAUUUCUAAAGUUCCGGAUGUUUUGAAGAAGUUGUUACGAUUGUUCCUGCCACCUUAUUUUGGUGAGGCAAGGGAAUAUUGUGGACCGAGAUUGGACGAGGCUGUAGAUGAAUUGGAGACUCUGGUAGGGUUCAAUAGUUCACUGCAUGAAUUAACUUGUACUAGUAGUUCGAAGAAUCUCCGACAAUUUCAUGCAGAAAUACGGGAUCAUAAACACUUGAUAGUUAUUCUCGACGCCAUUACUAACAACUGGAAUAAGUUAAAGCAUUGUGAGUUGGAGGUUACUGGAAAUUGGCAGUUAACAAGUGAGGAUGAGCUGAUACAAUUAUUCACAUGUCCCAAACUUAGUUUCUUGGACAUUAUGGUUGAGUUUGGGAAGCUACCACUGAGUAGCGCCUUCAUUAGCUCAAAAAUAGUGCGAUUGCACUUUUUUUUCUCUAAAAUUGAGGAUGAUCCAAUGGGGAUACUUGGAAUGUUUCCUUCCUUAAAAGAAUUGAUGUUAAUGCCGGGAGCGUUUGUUGGAGAGCAGAUGAGGUGUCCUGCAUCGAGUUUUCGUAGCCUCAAGUGGCUUGUACUAAAUGGUUUACCAAACUUGAGGGAGUGGAUAGUGGAGCAAGGAGCCAUGCCUUCUCUUUCUAAAAUCUACCUCCAUGAUUGUCCUAAUUUGAAGGUGCUUCCAGAUGGCUUGCGUUGCAUUUCUACUCUUAAAAGAGUCGCCGUUAAUAACAUGCCAGAGUUGGCAAAAAGGGUUUCUCCAGGAGGAGAGGAUUUCCCCAAAAUUCACCAUGUUCCUUUAAUUAACAUUCAUGAAGAUUAG
Molecule: messenger RNA, 1806 nt
Organism: Salvia miltiorrhiza (redroot sage)
Lineage: Eukaryota; Viridiplantae; Streptophyta; Magnoliopsida; Lamiales; Lamiaceae
Product: disease resistance protein RPH8A-like
Exons: 2
Coding region: 1-1806 (601 amino acids)
Biological process (GO): defense response
Molecular function (GO): ADP binding
Source: RefSeq, a predicted model, not a curated record